Pieris napi is the source of this 1213-nucleotide messenger RNA. RefSeq names its product thioredoxin domain-containing protein 3 homolog. Lineage: Eukaryota; Metazoa; Arthropoda; Insecta; Lepidoptera; Pieridae. The coding region runs from base 140 to 760 and encodes 206 amino acids. The transcript is spliced from 6 exons. The record is from RefSeq and is a predicted model, not a curated record.
CAGUAUCCAAGGUGUUGGUGUUGAGUGUUAAAGCUCAGAUCAGCCGUGGCAGCCGUCCGCUUCGGACCUGUUCACCGACGCUCCUUAGAGAAAGGAACAACAUUAGUGCUUUUCGCAAGACCCGCAAAUAUUCACCAAGAUGAGGAUUCUUCCCCUGUUCGUUCUUUUAGUUUGCUUUGCAUGGCAGACGUCGGCACGUCCACAAGACGAUUCUGAAUCCCGGGCAAUCCCAUCCAGGGGUUUGCUCAAACGAGGCUUAGUAGGAAAAGGGAAACCCACAACAUCCACUACAACAGCUGCGCCAGAGGAGGAAGGCGAUUAUGACGAGGAAGGUGACUACCCAGCAGAAGCAGAAGCUAACGAGCCAUCUACAGAAGCACCCCCAUCUUCCACAGAGGGUAAAAAGCUCGUUGCAGGAGGAGUGAGGCCAUUCCGAAGCAACACUGACCUUCUAGCAGCCUUAAAAAGGCGGCGAGCACAGGCCGCGGAAGCCAAAUUGGGUCACUCAGUACCCGCCGCCAGCCAAUCACAGGAUGACCAAACUGAAGCAUCAGUAAAAGCUAACUUCAGUAAAAAGCGUUUGAACACAGGGACUCGCGAAACAAAAACAGAAGAUGCACCAGCGCCUGCUAAGCCCAGCAGAAGCCGAUUUGGAAGACCGACUUCAAAGCCGUUCCAAGAGACGGAACCAGUGGAAGAACAGAAUGACACCGCUCCUGCUACGAGGACCGGCAGACAAUUCAGACGUGGUGGGAAUUAGUUUCUUGCCUUAUUGUUCCUUACCCAAACCCUUCCCAAGACUUUAAAAAUUCCUAUUCAUUAUCUGUUUCGUUUCCUAUAUGCGAAAACGCUACAUUAAACCAGCCCACAACUCCACAAGUCUAGGCUUACCUUUCUAGAAUCAUACACACUGUCAAAAUUAAACAUUUUGAAAUAAAUAAAAAUAUGUAAUUAAAGAAAUUAAUUUUUAAAGUUUUAAAAUUGUUUAGAACUAUCAAAUUGAAUUUAUGCCUUUUAUCUAUAUCGAAUGUAUUAAUACCCUUAUCCUUAUCCGAGGAUACUCAUUUAUGCCUACUGCAAUAUAGCAGUGAUAAUAUUACUGCCAUGUAUGGUCUGUGUAACCAAUAAGUUCCAAUAAAUUAGCGAUUUUAUAUACCUACUAUUUUGUAAAUUAUAUUUCUAAGUGUUUUUUAAAAUAAAUAAUUUAAAAUAA